AUGUUCCUGGUUUUGUGUGUGACCUGUGAUUCUGAGAUACUGGACCCUGCAGCUCAAUGUCAUCUUGUAAUGAAGGAUUACACCUUUGAGUAUGAAUAUUCUCAGGAAGGAGACAUCAUUAUCGGAGGGAUCUUCACUGUACAUUCCUGGGUGACACAAUGGCGCUGGAAAGGUAGCAGAGACUACAACCGGAUGUGUUCAGGGAUUUAUCCAAGAGAAUAUACACAUCUGUUGGCUUUUCUCUUUGCUAUUGAGGCAACUAACAAGCGUUCAGAUAUUCUGCCCAAUGUCACUCUGGGAUAUCACAUAUAUGACUCUUGUGGACAUGUGAAUAAAGUUAUAAAAGAUGUUCUGCAGAUAAUGUCCAGACACACGGUGACAGCUCCAAACUACUCAUGUAUGGAGAAGGAUGCAGUGAUCGGUUUUAUUGGAGAUUUACAUUCUGAGACGACUCUCUCUAUGGCCCGGCUGUUAAGCUUAUAUGGAUACACACAGAUCAGUUAUGGAGCAAGAGAUCCUCUUCUAAGUGAUAAAAGGCUUUACCCAAACUUCUUUCGAACUGUCCCCGAUGACAAGAUACAAUAUUCAGCAUUGGUGAAGCUACUGGAGAGGUUCCAGUGGAACUGGGUUGGGAUCAUCACAUCAGAUGAUGACAGUGGACGGCAGGAGUUACAGCAGUUAAUCAAGAAGUUUACACAUCAUCAGAUUUGUGUGGAGUUCAGCAUCCUUGUAUCUCAGUAUACUUAUAAGCAUCUACCUGUAUCUUUACAGACAUCGUCCACUGAUGUUAUUAUUAUUUGUGGCACCUAUAGUAUAACUUACAUUAAGUUUUUGUACGAUGCAGUUGAUGUUCUGAAUAACAAGACUCUUAUUCUUCCAAUUUCAUGGUCACAUGCUACAGAGCUUGUACAUUAUAUAGAAGGUGGAGUUCCUGCUAAUUGCAGUUUGGUGUUUUCACCUCACAGUUACAAUAUUACUGGGAUGCAGGAGUAUUUUUCUAAAGUACAUUUUUACAAUCAACCUUCUGAUAUGUUGUUGGAAGAUAUUUGGAUGGCUGUAUUCCAAUGUUUUUCAAGAAAUAAAUUGAAGAACCUGCUUAUUCCAUAUACAUAUACCGGUAUCGCUCCUUUCCAUAACUGCUCAGGAGAGGAGCGAUUUCACGGCGACGUCUUUUAUUUUCCUUCAGACUUAACUCCUUAUCAAGUGUACAUGGCAGUCUUACUGAUGGCUCAGGCUUUACAUAAUAUAGAUAUAGCUCUUCAUAAUCAUAGGAAGCACAAUAUUUCAGUAGGUGAAUAUAAAUACAAGUUAACAGAGUACAUCAAACGACUGCACUCUCAAGAUGCUCUAAAUGGAAUGCUUAUUAAUGAGAAAGGAGAAUCGUUUUCACCUCUGUAUAUUGUAAACUGGGUAGUAAGAUUGAGGGGAUCACGUGGAAGUUCAUCAAAGACGACUGUCGGAAUAUUUGAUCCAUCACAUCCAGAUCUGCUGAAUAUUACACCAGCACGGAUAACCUGGAGACAGAACUUGAGGCCAAAAGGUCGAUGUAGUGAACUAUGUCCUCCAGGAACCAGAAAGAUUCUCAGGGAAGGACAUCACAUCUGCUGCUAUGACUGCGUCCCAUGCUCAGAAGGAGAGUUUACAAAUGUUACAGACACUGAAAAUUGCCAGAGAUGUCCUGAUCAUGAAUGGCCAAACGAAGGAAAAAACAAAUGUGUCGUCAGAGAUGAUGAGUUUUUCUCCUAUGAGACUGAUGUUCUUGCUUUAGUCUUUUCCAUCAUCUCCACAUUACUCUCUCUUAUAACUUUCUUUAUAAUUGGAAUAUUCUCUUUAUUCCAGAAAUCUCCCAUUGUCAGAGCCAAUAACCAGAACCUCAGCUUCAUUCUACUGACCUCUCUCAUGUUCAGCUUACUCUGUGUGUUUCUAUUCAUCGGUCGUCCAGUGGAUAUAACCUGCAUGCUGCAACAAAUCUGCUUUGGGAUCUUCUUCACAGUAGCUGUGUCUUCUGUCCUGGCCAAGACCAUCAUAGUCUGCAUAGCAUUCAAGGCCACCAGACCUGACAGCUCCUGGAGAAAGUGUAUGGGAGUUAAGCUUCCUUAUUCUGUAGUGUUGGUCUGUUCAUCUAUUCAGGUUCUGAAUGCACUUAUCUGGUUGUCAGUUUCUCCUCCAUAUCAAGAACUUAACCUGGAUUAUCCUAGGAAGAUUAUCCUUCAGUGUAAUGAAGGUUCCAUCUUGGCUUUUUACCUCAUGUUGGGUUAUAUGGGGUUUCUGGCGGCUUUGAGUUUUGUUCUGGCUUUUAUGGUGAGGACAUUACCUGACAUCUAUAAUGAAGCCAAGUUCAUCACCUUCAGCAUGCUGGUGUUCUGCAGUGUUUGGAUCUGUUCCAUCCCAGCCUAUCUGAGCAGUUCAGGGAAGCACAUGGUCAUCGUAGAGAUAUUUGCCAUAUUGUCCUCAGGAGGUGGAAUAUUGACCUGCAUGUUUUUACCUAAAUGUUAUAAUAUCCUGAUAAAUCGUAAAGUAAGUAGUAAAGGACAAUUGUUAGAGAAAUGUCCUCAGCAUAAAAGAAAAAAAAAAUCAUACUUAAGAGUUCAAUAA
Messenger RNA from Bufo bufo (common toad), 2595 nucleotides. Its product is annotated as vomeronasal type-2 receptor 26-like. The record is from RefSeq and is a predicted model, not a curated record. The transcript is spliced from 6 exons. Gene Ontology annotation, molecular function: G protein-coupled receptor activity. Lineage: Eukaryota; Metazoa; Chordata; Amphibia; Anura; Bufonidae. Gene Ontology annotation, biological process: G protein-coupled receptor signaling pathway. Gene Ontology annotation, cellular component: membrane. The coding region runs from base 1 to 2595 and encodes 864 amino acids.